UAAUUUUUGUUUUCCAUUUAUUUUGCUGCUCUUCCUUAUUAUAGGUUCUUGUUCCGAUGGCCGCUGCUGAUGUUGAAUUCCGAUGCUUCGUCGGAGGGCUCGCCUGGGCCACCGAUGAUCAGGCUCUUGAAAAUGCCUUCAGCCAGUUCGGCGAGAUUGUUGAAUCGAAGGUCCGUUUGUUGCAGGGAUAGGACCCCAGAUCUGACCCGAUCCGACCUGAUCUGUGAUCCCUGAUCUGCUGUGUUUGUGUUACUUGUUUCUUGAUACUUGUGUUACUGUUCUUUUAAUCUCUCACUGGUACGUUCCAUCUUCAUCCUCUGGACGGAGAUCGAUCGAUGUGAUUUUCAUGUUUUGGUUGAUGGUUUUCGGCGGUAUAUUAAUUCUGCUUUUGUCUGUGGUGUAGAUCGUCAACGAUCGGGAGACAGGGAGAUCGAGAGGUUUCGGAUUCGUCACUUUCCGUGAUGAGAAGUCUAUGUUGGAUGCGAUUGAAGGCAUGAACGGUCAGAAUCUUGACGGAAGGAAUAUCACUGUGAACCAGGCUCAGUCCCGUGGAGGCGGUGGCGGUGGCGGUGGCGGAUUUAGCCGCGGAGGCGGUGGUGGCUACGGUGGUGGCCGUCGUGAAGGAGGUUACGGUGGUGGUCGUCGUGAUGGCGGUGGUUAUGGAAGCGGUGGUUAUGGAGGCGGUGGUUAUGGCGGUGGUCGCCGUGACUAUGGUCGUGAUGGUGGAUCCCGUUACUCUAGGGGUGGCGGUGCCUCAGAUGGUAACUGGAGGAACUAGAUUUAUGUUAUGUGCUGUUUUAGGGGUAGGUCUGGUUGUUUGGAACUUUGGAUUAUGGUUUUCUGUGUUAUGGUUUCCUAUGUUCACGUUCUCUAUUCUUGACACCGUUAUGAUAUGGGUCAAAGUGCUGCUUUUUAUAAAUUCAUGAGGAAAUCCAGUGAAUUGCGUGCCCUCUUACCUUUCAGUAUUAUGUGAGUGAAAUCAUUUUUCAUAAUUUGAGCAUUAAAUUGAUGGUGUCAAU
This is a messenger RNA of Rubroshorea leprosula, 1019 nucleotides long. The record is from the annotation of a GenBank genome assembly. Lineage: Eukaryota; Viridiplantae; Streptophyta; Magnoliopsida; Malvales; Dipterocarpaceae.